This is a messenger RNA of Dermochelys coriacea (leatherback sea turtle), 4746 nucleotides long. It is a transcript of the gene TENT4B, whose product is annotated as terminal nucleotidyltransferase 4B. Gene Ontology annotation, molecular function: mRNA binding; poly(A) RNA polymerase activity. Gene Ontology annotation, cellular component: TRAMP complex; nucleolus. Gene Ontology annotation, biological process: RNA 3'-end processing. The transcript has 12 exons. The record is from RefSeq and is a predicted model, not a curated record. Lineage: Eukaryota; Metazoa; Chordata; Testudines; Dermochelyidae. The coding region runs from base 154 to 2175 and encodes 673 amino acids.
GCCGUGAGGGGCGGGGGCUGUGUGGAGCGCAGGCGGGCGCAGAGCUGCCUUUCCAUAGGAGCCGCCAUUAGCGCUGGGACCCGGUGACAGGGUCUUGGCGACGGCGGCCGGCGCGGAGCGGGAGCGGAGGCAGCCGGGGUUGGUCCCCGUUUGAUGGAUCCCCGGAUCGCCUGGUUCCAGCCAGAGCAGCUCGGCCCCUCGAACCGCCUGUGGAUGCAGAUCUGGGAGACCACGCAGGGGGUCCGCAACCUGUACUUCCAGCAGCAGCAGCGGCAGCAGAGCGCUCCCGCCGGGGUGGGCCCGGCCUCCCCGCCCGGCAUGUACCGCGUCCCCCGCAUCGACCCCCAGCCCGACUUCCUGCCGCUCGAGAACGCCAACAACCAGCACAACCACAGCCGCCACCAGGCCGCGCCGCCCCCGGGGCCCACCGCCUGGGCCCGGCCUGCACGGGGGGCGCCGCCCGCCGCCUCGGCCUCGGCCGCCGGCAACAAGAGGAAACGUGACAACAAGGCCAGCACCUUCGGGCUCAACUACACCAUCCUCCUGGGGCCCCCCGAGCAGAGCGGGGCCCCCGCCCCGGGGGACGGGCCGGCCGCCAGCGAGCAGGCCCAGCCGCUCUUCACCGACACCCCUUGGAAGGGGAGGAACUACAGCCCGGGAGUCGUGGGUCUUCAUGAAGAAAUCAUUGAUUUCUUCAAGUACAUGUCUCCCAGACCGGAAGAAGAAAGAAUGCGAAUGGAAGUGGUGAACAGAAUAGAAAACGUUAUUAAGGAGCUCUGGCCGAAUGCAGAUGUGCAGAUAUUUGGAAGUUUUAAAACUGGUUUAUAUCUACCUACUAGUGAUAUUGACUUGGUUGUGUUUGGAAAAUGGGAGACUUUGCCUCUGUGGACACUGGAAGAGGCUCUUAGAAAGCACAAUGUAGCAGAUGAAGAUUCAGUAAAGGUUCUAGACAAAGCAACUGUACCUAUUAUUAAACUGACAGAUUCCUUCACUGAAGUAAAAGUCGAUAUCAGCUUUAAUGUACAGAAUGGGGUUAAAGCAGCCCAACUCAUCAGAGAUUUUAUCAAGAAAUAUCCUGUAUUACCAUAUCUAGUUUUAGUAUUAAAACAGUUCCUGUUACAGAGGGACCUUAAUGAAGUAUUCACAGGUGGAAUUGGUUCUUAUAGUCUUUUUUUAAUGGCUGUCAGCUUCCUCCAGCUACAUCCCAGGGAAGAUGCCUGCAUCCACAGUGCCAACUAUGGUGUCCUUUUAAUAGAAUUUUUUGAAUUAUAUGGACGUCACUUCAAUUACCUGAAGACUGGAAUCCGAAUAAAGGAUGGUGGUUCAUAUGUGGCUAAAGAUGAAGUGCAAAAGAGUAUGCUGGAUGGCUAUAGACCAUCAAUGCUAUAUAUUGAAGAUCCACUACAGCCAGGUAAUGAUGUUGGGAGGAGUUCAUAUGGUGCCAUGCAAGUGAAACAGGCCUUUGAUUAUGCAUAUGUUGUUUUGAGCCAUGCUGUAUCACCAAUAGCUAAAUGUUAUCCCAACAAUGAAACGGAAAGUAUAUUAGGUAGAAUAAUUAGAGUAACGCAAGAAGUGGCCUCAUACAGAGAGUGGAUAUCAAAACAUUGGGGAAUGCAGAGUAGGACUGAGUCUUCAUGCAAUGGUAAUGGAGUAACUUUGAUAGUAGAUACUCAGCAGCUGGACAAGUGUAACAAUAAUCUCUCUGAAGUGAAUGAAGCACUGGGAAAAUCUAGAAGUAAAACUUCAGAAACACUCAGUAAACAUUCUUCAAACUCUUCAUCAGGUCCAUUGUCUUCCUCAUCUUCUACAUUGUCCAGCUCUAGUGAUGUAGAUUCUGACGGAACACCAUGCAAAACCUCUAAACAGUUGAGUUGCCAUCAAUCUACUACAAACAGAGUGGGGUCACAAGAAAUAGCACUGGAAUCCUCCCAGUCCAGUGGGAAAAGGCAAAGCAGCCAAACAGCUAAUACAUCCAACAGCACAAACAAAUCUCAGCAUGGAUCAGCAAGAUUAUUUCGCUCUUCCUCCAGCAAAGGCUUCCAGGGUCCAACAAACGCAAACCACGGUACCUCAGUGACAAACAAACAGCAUCAAGGCAGCAAAUCACAUCAGUGUUUCCAUGUCAAAAAGAGGAAACACAAGAGAGACGUGGCCCUUUCUGACCUUUGUAGAUAGUUGCCUAUUUUAUGACUGUUCUUCUGUGUGCAAUGAUCUCAUGCUACAGGAUAGUUUGAUAGUGACUCCUUGGAUCUCUUGUGGAGCUUCAGACUGUUCAGACAUUGAUUAGCAACUGCAUUUUUUUCCCAGCUCGCCACGGAACGGAUCAUGAAGAUAGAUCACUGCAAAAAGAGGAAAAAAGGCUGAUCAUUUGAUGUCAUAUGCUACGACAGGGUCAUUUAGCAUAUAAAAUCUUGAAUGUAAAAUAAAUUUAUCUCCCAUCAGCUCAUGCUGAACUGUAGAGGUAGUAUUCAGUGUGUUUGGCAGAUUACAAACAAAACAAAAAAAAAAGGGAAAAAAAGGUGAAAAAUUGUAUUUUGAGGGAAACCCAGCCUUUAAAGAUGAAAAAGUAAUUCAUGCAUGAUUUUUUUAUUAUUUUUGCAUAUACCAUUUUAUUGUGUGUAUAUAUAGAUGACCAUAUAGGAAAAUUGACAUUUGUAAUAGUGGAUUUGUUAAUACUUUUUACAUAACAUUACUGUUUAAAUUGUAAACAGAAUUUUUCUCAGGAUUAGUUUGGAAAAUCUGAAUUGUCAUCUUAACAUCUAUAUAAAGACACUACUAGUUAUAUUGCUCAGAAUUGCUUUUCCUUCACAUUGAAAUGAUUUAAUAGAACAUUUAUGAUCUUCAGAAGUUGUUCCUCUAGAAAGAAAAAGGUUUAUGGUGGCAAACGAAGUCUCAUUUGUAUAAAGUGUACAUGUACUUUUGUGUAAACACUGACUUUUUGGUCAUCUCUGACAAAUAACCUUCACCUUAUUUUCUAGAGUUCCAUCAUCUUAGGCAGUGGGGGGUUUUCAGUUUGUCUGUCAUCCUCUUCCCACCACCCCGCCAGCAGUCUCCCAUUUUUAAAGAAAAAAAGCCACUGUCCGAAAUGUCCUUUUCGUUGCAGUAAAAGCCAACUCCAUUUGUUAUAAAUGUUUGCAUUCCUGGGCUGCUCCAAUCCCAUUCCUUUUGUUUGUGCCAUUUUUCCUUCAGAGUCAUUUUUUUGGUCUUUAAUAUAUUUUUGCUAAACUCAUGUGGGAGAGAAUAACUGUUAAAGCUAUAAGUACAUUUUCCUAUUAAAAUAUUUUUUCUCAUUCCCCUUUUAAGCAUUUUAUAUUGACACUAAUAAAUUAGUCUUCAAAUAAUAGAAAUAUAGUUUGUAUUGCCUUAAAGACCCAAGCCUUUCCUAGCCUCCUCGUACCACUUCAUUGAAUUUGUUACCUUUAAUCAAAAGUUUUAACACUUUCUGGUUCAGUUACACUUUAAAUUUUGGUUGCAAUAAAUUAAUGCCAUGAAAGCAAAUUAAAUGUAUGAUUACCUUCACGUGUAUAGUUUGAAAAAGAAGUUGGGGGCACUUUAAUGACAGAAUGUUAAGUGGCAUUUACUUCAACAUUUUUUUCUUUAAAGAGGGAAGAGUUUGUGUUCAGCAUACCUGCAUGCAUUUAAUGCAGCUGUCUUGGAGAUGAUGUUUUUAUAAAAAGUACUGUUAGCUUUUAGAACUACUUUUUUUAUAUACAUAUACAAAACAUUGCAGACCAACCUGAUCUUUAAUGGGCAGUGAUCAGUGCAAUGACUUUUUAAAUAAAAUAAUGCUAAAACAAGACCCAAACUAAUGUCAUCACUGAAAUAAACAUUUUCAACAACAUAUUGGUGUUUUACUUCAAAAAGGAAAAUAUAUAUUCCAAAAGAUGGAAAUUCAUAACAUUUACUCAUACAAACAUUAAGAGCUUAAAAAGUGAUGUUAAUUUGACAAUGUUUUAAAUUUUAGAUUCACAUUUUUAUUCUGAUCAGAUAAUUUUUAUUAACAAGAUGUUGCGCUUUUGUUCAUAGAAACUAGUACACGUUGUACCACAUUAUGCAUAAUCACAGUAUUUAUUUUGUUUUAGAUUAUUGUGAAUGUGUAGAUUUAUGUUCACCGCUUAGGGAACAAUUAUUUAUAAAUUAUAUUAAUCCAGUAUUGUUAGCUGCUAUUAGCAAAACUGUUCCAAACACUUAAUACUUGCAAAGAUCUGUAUCGCAUUUACCACACUGAAGUGUUUUUAAAAAGAAUCACCCUCAUUGUUGAAAGCAGAUGAACUCUUAGGGUGCAGAUAUUAGUGUUCCAGUAAGCAUGUGAUAAUUUUAAGGUGGUGGUAGCGGGAAGAUAAUCUUGAUUCCGUUGGGAAUCUUAGGAUUGCCUCAAUUUAUGGUUUUCAUAAAUUUAAUGGAAAAUAGCUUUUCCAGGACUGCAAGUUUCUUUUUGGUAAACAGUAUCUUUCUAAAAGAGAAAAGAAGCAUGAAGGAAAAAUUGAGGUGUAUUUUACAUUGCCUCAAAUGACCAGCAUUGUAUUCAUAAAAUACUGUAUAUCUUGCAAAUCUUUAUUUAAACAGAACAGUUGAACUGUUCAUUUUUCAAUCUGAAGUAAAAUACUUUCAAGACCUUUUAGUUUGCCUGCUCAUUUGUCUUGUAUAUUUCAUCUCUGUAUUUGAUUCAAGUCUAGUUCCUUUUUGAGUUUCAGUACUUUUGUGAAGAUUUUGUGAAUAUAUGAAAAAAUAAAUGUUUAAUCUAAA